CAGAAUUUCGCAAAAUUUCAAUAUUUGUUGGGUUAUGUUUGUUUGACAAUCUUAUAUUUUUUAACGAUUUAAAACAAUUACUGUACGAAAUGGGGAAAAAUAAAAAAGCCAAACUGAACGAAAAUGCUGAAAGUGACCAUAGUGGCAGUGAAGACAGUGAUCAAUCAAUGGAGGACGCAAAUCAAGAAGUGAAUGCAACAUUUGAAGGAAGGAACUUAGAGGAUUUCGAUUUUCACGGAAUAAGACAACUUCUACUACAAUCUUUUCUUAGGGCCCCUGUUGAUAUAUCACAAUUAACGGAUUUAUUAAUUAAUCAACAAGGCGUUGGCUCUGUGCUCAAACAAGCUCCAGAAGAUGAAGAUGAGGAAGAAUCCGAUGAUGACAUUAAUGAUGAUGUGUAUGGUUUAACAACAGUAUUGAAUUUAUCUGCUUAUCGAGAAACCCCAUGUGUUGUCCAAGUCAUUGAUUAUUUGAGAAAACAGGCUGAAAAGCAUGCAGACAAGGAGACACUGAACAUAUUCAAUGAAGUCUUGAACAGAAAUGAAAAGGUAGGACUCUUGAUCAAUGAAAGAUUCCUGAAUAUUCCAGCAGCCAUCGCUGUACCCAUGCUUUCUUCAGUGCAAGACGAGAUAAAUAGAAAAAAGAAAAAGAACCCAGAAUAUGAUUUCCAGAAGUUUAUAAUGAUAUGUAAAACUUAUAAAUAUAAAAAAGAAAAAGGUGAAUCAUCAUUUGCCAAUGACGAGGAGAUGAUAUUUUCAACAAAUGCUGAAUGUAGUUUCGAAUAUGAUGUAGCUAAAGAUUGUGAUAUUGCUGUAGGAGGAAAAUGGAAAAGUAACGACGCGGAAAUUUUACCACUAAGGAAAGUUUUACUGAUUUCAGCAAAUAAGUUACCAGAUAUUCUUGCACAGAUAAAUACAUUCGUUCAAACAUACCUCUUUGGUUUCUUUUUGUAUUUCCUCAGUUUUUCCUAUUAUUUUACCAGAUUAAUAAGAGAUAAUUAACGAUGAAAGAAAUUA
Coccinella septempunctata (seven-spotted ladybird) is the source of this 1016-nucleotide messenger RNA. Its product is annotated as protein BCCIP homolog. The record is from RefSeq and is a predicted model, not a curated record. Bases 90 to 1001 code for a protein of 303 amino acids. Lineage: Eukaryota; Metazoa; Arthropoda; Insecta; Coleoptera; Coccinellidae. Gene Ontology annotation, cellular component: nucleus. The transcript is spliced from 3 exons.